UUGUGUCCAUGACACGUUACGGUCAGCAACAACAACAGCAACAGCAAGCCCCAAUAGCAAUAGCCGAACGACCUCUCCCUCCGCAACGAACCAGUGCUGCCUUAUCCAACCCGAACGGUGGAGCAAUUAACCCGCGUCAGACAACCAAUCCCAAUGGGAUCACCAUUCUGCGGCCCAAUGUUACCACCGUCUCUGCCUCUGAACCACGUAAGUUGAGCUCCACCCCAGCCCCAUCCAUUACGAAUACUGUGACAUUUGUCAGAACUCUAUUCACGUACACGGAAAGACAGUUUUUCCCCUCGUUUCUGCUCAUAGUGUACUACUUUUGCUAUUAUCCAUCAAUCACGCACCCGCCUAUAUCCUUUCAGAAAUCUCCUGUUCCAUCGUGGUGA
Messenger RNA from Echinostoma caproni, 392 nucleotides. The record is from the annotation of a GenBank genome assembly. NCBI's taxonomy places the organism in Eukaryota, Metazoa, Platyhelminthes, Trematoda, Plagiorchiida, Echinostomatidae.